CCGCUCCAUCGCUUGCCAGUUGCGAUCGACCAACGGCUUCGGACGCUUCUCGUCGACCAGGCACGCUUGCCGCACACGCAUGUUGGCUGCCCACCAAGUGGAGAAAACAUCGCGACACAAUCCAGCGUACGGCGAACGGCAGCGGAACGUGAAAGCAUCGAAACAAGUGCAGCGUGUAGUAGGUUACACUUACCAGCGUUGUGUUGUGUUGUGGCACACCAGCGUUCUUGGUAAGAGGUCCAUCUCCCCUUCUUUGGGGUAGCCGACCUUGUGUGUGUGUUUUGCGCCUGCUUGGAAGUCAGCAGUUACUGGAGGAGCGGUGUGCUGUGUAGUGUGACUGAUUAGUGUUUCUGCAGAAUCUGAGCCGGAAGAGCGUGCCGCCUGAGCAAACAUUAGAAAAGCAAACUCAGCAAACAAGCAAGCGCAAAGAUGACGGGCAAGUUCGUUGCCUCGUGCAAGGAAGAGCUGGAGGUCCGAAACUGUGGUUUCGCCCAUCUCCCGGCGGAAGAGUUUGUCAAAUCGCAGUGGCAAACCAGAACCAAGUCAAUAUUCUUCCUGCUGUACCGGUUGGCGCUGGCCAUCUUCUUUACCGGCGUGGUCAUCAACUCGGUCGUGGUCGCCGUGGAACGGGGCGAGUUUAGCAAAUACUUCAUCUAUCUUACCCACUGGGGCAUACUGCUGUGCAUGGGCACGACCAUCAUGGGUGCGAUCCUGGUGAUGGUUUGGCACUUCCAUCCGGAGUAUUCAGAGAAAGUAUGCAACUCGGACGAAAUGCCAAACGCGUUCAAAAUCUACUGGAUGCUGCACAACAUUACGCUGAUCCUGUCGGUGUGCAUCACCAUCAUCUACUGGGCGAUCCUGCACAAUGAAUCCAUGCCAGUCGAUCCGAACAACAUUCUCAUUCACGCGUGCAACUGUGUCUUCAUGUUUCUGGAUCUGAUCAUCGUCGCCUACCCGGUCCGAAUAUGGCACGUGCUGCAACCGAUCACUUUCGGGCUGGUGUACUGCAUAUUCUCCGUCAUCUACUAUGCGGCCGACGGUACCGAUAGAUUCGGCCGGCCGUACAUUUACAACGUUCUCGACUGGAACGAGCCGGGCAAGGCGAUGGUGACGGUGGUCGGUACCAUCCUGCUGGCCAUGAUCGUACACAUGCUGAUGUUCGCGAUCUACAAGCUGCGGGUGAAGAUCUACCUCCGGUACUUUAACCACAAACCAAUCAUCCCAACCAACUCGACGCUACAGCUGCAGACGGGCAAGUGCGAUGGCAUUUCGAUGGUGUACGGCAGCGACAAUAAGGCGUUCAGCAUUAGCGAGCGGUACUGAGCAGCGGACGGGGUUGGUCCGGGGCAGUUCCGGACACUGGGGUUGAUCGGAGCAGGUCCAUGCACACCUUUAGCUUACGUACGACGGGUUGUACGCACUUUUAACUGGACGGUUGUCCUCUCUUGUUUUUUUUCGGGGUGAUUUAAAAAAAAUGGAAAGUCAAAAAAAGAUCGAGAGACAGAUGGUAUUAGAUGUGUAAAGUAUUACGUGUAAGUAUUGUUUCGGUACGUUGUAAGAGUUAGCUGUGAUUAUGUUAAUAAAAGAGACGUUAUUAUGAUUUUUAAA
Messenger RNA from Anopheles coluzzii, 1608 nucleotides. Its product is annotated as protein rolling stone-like. Gene Ontology annotation, cellular component: membrane. Bases 430 to 1323 code for a protein of 297 amino acids. The transcript has 6 exons. The record is from RefSeq and is a predicted model, not a curated record. NCBI's taxonomy places the organism in Eukaryota, Metazoa, Arthropoda, Insecta, Diptera, Culicidae.